UUUUUUUUUUUUGUUUUUUUUCAAAUCAUCAAUUAUAUAAUUUAAUUUAAUUUUUACAUUACAAAAAUGAGACUCAUUACACACAACAUGUUACAAUGUCAUGUAAAGGACUGCAAUACCAAUAACUUUCCUCUUCGUUUUGAAAACGUUCAACUUGAAUUAAUCGAAGCUGAUUUUAACCCUGAAUUUUUAGCAAACAUGUUGAAUAAGAUUGAAUGGGAAGCUUUAGUUAAUACAGCUAUACAGCUUGGCAUUAAUACCCUUCCAGCUGAAAUGCCUGAAAAUGCAACAGAAAACGAAGAAUUUUUGAAACUAGUUCACAAUGUUUUAUUAGAGACCCAUGUUCAACAAGGUCAAAUGGUUUGUCCUAAUUGUUCCCAUGUUUAUAAAAUUAAAGAUGGUAUUCCCAACAUGUUAUUAGCUGAACAUGAAAUCUAAAAGAAAGGAAGAAGGAAAGAAAGAAAGAAAUGCAUUUGUUUAUAUCACACACGAGUACACAUAUACGUAUAAUAAAAGAAUAGAAUUGACAGAGUACAUCUUAUUUUUUUUUUCUUUUCUUUUUUUUUAAUAAGUAUUUUUUAUGUAAAGUUAC
This is a messenger RNA of Cokeromyces recurvatus, 592 nucleotides long. RefSeq lists its product as uncharacterized. The record is from RefSeq and is a predicted model, not a curated record. The transcript is spliced from 3 exons. Gene Ontology annotation, biological process: rRNA (guanine-N7)-methylation; tRNA methylation; peptidyl-glutamine methylation. Bases 67 to 438 code for a protein of 123 amino acids. Gene Ontology annotation, molecular function: protein heterodimerization activity. NCBI's taxonomy places the organism in Eukaryota, Fungi, Mucoromycota, Mucoromycetes, Mucorales, Mucoraceae.